Molecule: messenger RNA, 321 nt
Organism: Trichoderma reesei QM6a
Lineage: Eukaryota; Fungi; Ascomycota; Sordariomycetes; Hypocreales; Hypocreaceae
Exons: 1
Source: RefSeq, a predicted model, not a curated record
AUGGAACGUCUUGCAGACUCCGGACUCGCCACACCACAACUCAUCCAAUCCCGACGCCGCAAAAACACCAGCAGGCAAAUCAUGUGCGAGCUAUCAAUCCACGACUCAAUGAAAACGAAUGAUUUGCAGCAUCGAUCCACGCCCGAUAGUCUGAUGGCGGAGGCCCAUAUUCAAGGCUGUGGCCACCUGCUUGGAAAUGUCGCGGCGCUGAUUGGUCAGCUGCCACACCGCGGUCUGCGAGCCAAUCAGCAUCGACGCAAUCUGACCCAAGGCGAGUGUCAUCCGCCAGAUGCGGCGAGGCUGAAUUGGGAUGAGCUUCAG